Messenger RNA from Tetrahymena thermophila SB210, 4290 nucleotides. RefSeq names its product cyclic nucleotide-binding domain protein. Gene Ontology annotation, cellular component: cytosol. The transcript has 2 exons. Lineage: Eukaryota; Ciliophora; Oligohymenophorea; Hymenostomatida; Tetrahymenidae. The record is from RefSeq and is a predicted model, not a curated record. Gene Ontology annotation, molecular function: DNA-binding transcription factor activity.
AAUUAAUUAGGAAUUUUUAUUCUUCACUCAAGCUCAAAAUAAAGGACUAACUAUUCCUCAAAAGCUUCAAAAUAUAUAAAUACCUAGUAUAUCAUAGCUUACUUGCAAGAAGAUACUUUAACUUCAUUUUUAAAAACUCUCAUUUAUUAAAAGGAGUAAUAAAUUAAUAGAAUGGAAUACUUAGAAUAAAUAAAAGAUUCGAAGUACUUUGAACCUAUUAGAAAUACUAAUCAUUUUGAUAAAAAGAUAUAAAAACUCAUAGAGGCUUCAAAAGUAGUUUAAAAGAAACCUCUUGAUAUAGUAUGUGAGUAUGGAUCUAAAUCCAACUUUAUGUAUUUUGUUCUAGAAGGCAAACUUGCUGUGUUUAUUCCCAAAAACGAAUCUGACUUGAACCAAUAGUACUAGAUUUUAGUAGGCAUUGAAAAGUGCAAAAAAUAGAUUAAUAAAGACCCUAGUUUGCUAGAAGCAUAGUAGAAAUUAUAAAAACUACAAGCUGAAUGGCUGAAGAUUUAAAAGCAAUUCGAUUCUGAGCUUUUAAAUAAUUUUAAAAAGUACCAAAUUAGUCUCAAACCUGCUUAAUAAGGGUGGGAUGAUGAAUUUUACUUGGAAAAGAAGAAACAGAUUAAUUAUUAAACAAGCAGUUUGCUUAAAAAAGAUGUAUGCAGCAUGAAAAAAGUCGGAGAGCUGAAAAGCGGAGAUUGUUUUGGAGAAAUAGGAGCAAUUUUAGAUAAACCAAGAACUGCAACUAUUAUUUCAAUAGAGAAAGCUACUUGCCUAUUAGUUUCUUUUGAUAAAUACAAAGAAAUCUUUUCAUAAGAGCAGAUUUAUGAACUCAAUUUCAGAGUCUUGAAUUUGGCUUAAAUCUUUUAAGAAAAAUCUGUAGAAACAGAAGUGGUAGCCCAUCUAGCCACUCAUUUCUAAUAAGUACAGGCGAUUAAUACGGUAUACAGAGAAGGUGAAAAAGUAGACGGAUUAUAUUUAAUACAUAAUGGUCAUGUCGAGAUAUUUAAAACCUAAAAAGAUUACUUCAAUAGUUAAAUUUCAAUAGUAGUAAAGGGAAAGGGAUCUCUUCUUGGAUUGGAGGAUUACUUUGAAUUUGAUAAUAACUCGCUUUUAUUAAAUAAGGAAUAAGCUAAAAUAAAUAAUAAAAAAAAUGGGAGAAGUUUCACUGCUGUCUGUAAAGAUUUAAACAUGAAAAUUUACAAAAUAGAUAAAGAAAUUUUAGAUUAUUUCAUAGAAGGCUACUCCCAUUUUAAGAGCUAUAUUUUGACUAUGGCUCAUUAGAAGUUCUUGGAAUACAAUUCUAAAUACUAAAAAAACUUAGAGCUAAAAAAGAAACUCAGUAAUUUAAGUUUAGUUUAAUAAAUCCCAAAGAGCUCAAAAAAAAUGUCUGUUGAUAUUUCCGACUUAAAUAAUUCUUUGAAUCUUUCAUAACUAAACGGCCAUCAUUAAAAAUCGAUUUCAAUUGAAAAAUUAGAAGACUUACCUAAAGAAGAAAUAGCACCAAAGCUAAAAAAUAUCCAAAAUUAAAUAGAAGAUUAAAUUUUAUAAGGUUACAUUAUCAAUAAAAAUAAAAAUGAUAAAAAUUUAAAUUUUCCUGAAAUGCUUCGUUAUGAAAACAGCAAAAUAAAAGAUUUAAAACAGAAUUAUGAAGUUUACAUAACAAGGAAUAAAAGACCACAAAGAUAAUAAAAUCAAUCUUAUGCAAAAUAUGAUGCCUUUUUGAGAAAUAAAUUUGAUUAGCAAUUUAUUUAGGCAUUUGAAUAACUAAAAACGAAUCAAAACAAAAAAUCUCAGAACAAAUAACAGAGUUAAGAAUUAAUUCUUAAUGAUUUGCCUGAAAACAAGCUAAGUUUAGACUUUAUUGUUUAGCAAAAUUAGCUCAAAUCAUUAAGAUUCAUCGAACAAAGAUCAAAGAAAUCGAAGACAGAAAAAUCUGUAAAUAAUAUAACUUAGAACUCAAGAGAUAGUCUUUAUGAAGAAGAUGAAGAAUAAAUUCAAUAUGAAAAUAAAACUCUAGAAAGAGAGGAUUCUGAUUAGACUUAAACUCUUUAGUUAGCAGACAAAAAAAAUGAAAAGCUCUUCAAAUAUAAAUCAAUGAAUUUAAUUCCAUCAAUUGCUGAUAUUAAAAUAAACAAAAAUUAUAGCCAAAAGCAAAUUUAAUAAAAUUAAAUGAAAUUUUAGGAAAAGUUCUAAGGUGAAUAAAAGGAGUAAACCAGUAAUUUUACUACUGAUAGAACUAAAUCUGAAACAGAUUAACUCACCAAAUUACAAAGUAUUUAAAAGAUAGAAAUGUAGCAUGGGAUACCAAUUUAAUUAAUUAAUUCAGAUACUGAAUAACUUUUAUCAAAUUAAGGUGUCUAAGGGUAAAGUAUAAUUGAUAAUACAGAAAUUAUGCAAAAUAAAAUGUAUGACAAAGACCAAGUGAUAAAAAAUGAUUCUAAAAUGUUUGAAUAAAAUACAAAUAGCUUGCUUAAUCAAAAAGACAAGUUUGCCUAAAGAUUCUCAAAUUUCUAACUUGAAAAGGACAAAUCAGGUAAAAAAGUAAUCUUAAGGAUUAAUAGAAAUAGGAAUUAAAGCGAAAAAUUCACAUCUCCGGAACCAAAAAGUUAAAACUGCUCUCUUCAUUAAUUAUUUAUUUCAGAAAAUCAGCAUUAGGAUAAUGAUUAAAUUUCUAUUUAGAGUCAUUAACCAUCAGAAAAAAGAUUAAAUUCAAAUACAAAUAGCAGCUAAAACAAUUAAUUUAAUCAUAAUCUGUAAGUUUCUAAUCACGUAAGAUCAAAAUAGCAAUCGCUUAUAGAUUUAAAAGAUAACAAUAAUAAAUCUUGCUUAGUUGAAUAGCACUUAGAGGAAAAAAUUUAAAAUGACUCACAAUAACUUUGUGAUAUAAAAAAUUAUAAUUCUAAGAUUUUAAACUCUAUUCAGUCUGAUUAAACUCCUUUGAGUAAAAAUAGUACCUAUUUCGAAAGUUAAAAACACACUAAUUCUCCCUUUUUACCAAAAAUUAACAACUAAAUCUAAGCAAACCACUAAGAUUAGGAAAAACAAAAGAUAAUUUCUUCUUUUAACUCACUAUAUUCUAAUCAUAAAAAAGCUAAUAAUGAUAGCAACAUCAAGAUCAAAAGUAAUGAGACUUUCUCGAUAAAAUCACCUGUGAAUAUAUCUAAAAUUUCUCAUUCGAAAUUUGAUUUGAUUACACCUAACAAAAACAAGGUUAUUUAAUAAUUCAAUAGUCCUAAAAACUUAAAAGUUAGAUUAUCCAUACCUUUUACUUAAAAUGUAUAUGAAGAAAGUGAAUAUAAUAAAAGAUCACAUUCUAAUUAGUUAAAAGAUUCAACACAAAGUGUGGAUUAAGAUUACAAUCACCAUUUUGGUUAAGACAAUAACGAAAAGAUAAACUCAGAGGCCAAUUAAAAUUUUAUAAAUAAGUUUUUUUUUAGCCAAUAACCCAGUAAAAGGGUUUCAAUUUAGCCUGAAAAGUUUAGCAACAACAGCACUCUUCCACUAAAAAAUAAUAGGUAUUCUUCUUUGAUAAACAUAGAAAACGAAAGCUAGAUAAAUUAAAGUUAAUCUAUGGUUUCAUAGAAUUUUUACAACAGCCAUAUUUUUAGUAAUUAAGAUGAUUUAUAGAGUGCUUUAUCUCCAUCUAAAAAAAUUAAACUUAGAAAAAUAGUUGAAAAUAACAGUUUUACUCAUCUUAACUUUCAGCCUAAUAAUUUAAGCUAUUCUAAGCCUACAUAAAACUUGUAAAGAAUCUAAAUGAAAGAAUAAAUUAUGGAUGAUAUUUAAUCUAAACUCGGGCUAUUUCCAUAAAAAAAGAAAAAUGAGACAUUUUAUAAAGAUUCAGCUUUGAGAAAACUUAACUCUCAUGAACUAAAAUCUGACCAUAAUAUAAGUCCUACUUCACCUCUAAAAUAAAAUCAAAGAUAAUCAGAAUAAAAUAUAGAAAGUAUAAAAAAAUUAGCAUUUGCAGAGUAUGUCAAUAACAAAAGUAUUAUUAAAGAAGAAGAGCAUUAAACAUUAUUAAGUACUCCUUAAAACAAAGUAAAUAGUAAUAACUAAAAACAAACAAUGUUAAAAGGAACUAAAAGUCCCUAAUCUCUUCACAAAUACUCAGAAUAUGGAAAUAGUCUGGCUUAAAUUUAUAAACUAUAGCAGAUGGUAAUAGGGACACCCAAAAAAUAGUUAAAACCUUCUCAGCUGGUGCUCUAUUAAAAAUAGAGUAAAACAUCCAAUAAUUAUAUUUCUAAUCUUUUCAACAACAAACUAAAUUAGUAAUAGAUUUAAUGA